Messenger RNA from Acytostelium subglobosum LB1, 2835 nucleotides. RefSeq lists its product as hypothetical. The record is from RefSeq and is a predicted model, not a curated record. The transcript is spliced from 3 exons. The coding region runs from base 1 to 2835 and encodes 944 amino acids. Lineage: Eukaryota; Evosea; Eumycetozoa; Acytosteliales; Acytosteliaceae.
AUGCCAAAGAUAGUGGUCAAUGAGGCAGGCACAUUAUCAUAUCCAGUGACACCAGAACAGGUACAGAAAUUGGUUGAACGUGCCACACGUGCACCAUAUGGCAAGGGAACAGAGACCAUCACAGACCUCAAUGUGAGACGUGUCUGGCAGAUACAGAACACAGACAUCAGCAUCACUGGCAACAAGUUUACCGAGUUCUUCAAUGGUGUGAUCAACAGCAUCAAGGAGUCGAUGGGUCUGGCCGACGAGACAGUAACAGCAGAGUUAUACAAGAUGCUCAUAUAUGACAAGGGAGGCUUCUUCUUGCCACAUCGUGACUCUGAGAAGGCCGUCAAGAUGUUUGGAACACUCGUGCUCUCACUGCCAUGCUCACAUCGUGGCGGUGACUUGGUCAUUGCUCACUCGGGCAAGGAGAUGAUCGUGUCGUUGGAGAAUGACUCGAUAUCAUCGAUCAAAUGGACAGCAUUCUUUGCUGACUGUCGACAUGAAGUCAAGCCAGUCACCGAAGGCAACCGAGUGUGUCUCGUAUACAACCUCAUGCGAUCAGGUGCUCGCAAGCUCGUUCCAACUCCAAACUCAGACGGUCGCGUCGUCGAUGCUCUCAACAAGGUGUUCUGUAUCAAGGUCAAGAAUGAGGAUGAUGAAGGUGACGAUGAUGCCAAGGUGCUCAAGAAGUCAAAGACAUCGACCACAACUACAACAUCAACCAAGGUGGAUGAUGAUGACAAUGAUGAUUACCCAGAGAAGAUAGCUUAUUGCUUGGAACACGUAUACUCGAUGGCCAACUGCACAUUAGAGUCGCUCAAGGGUAACGACGCAUCCCUUGCGCGAACAUUAUUGUCCAUUGCCGAUAAGGCCCAGAUCAAGCUAGGCUUCGCAUUCAUUCAUUGCACAGAGUCUGGACCAUAUGAAGGAGGAUACUAUGGUGAGCAAUACGGUGAUGUAGAGGAUAAGAGUCUUACGUUGACCGAGGUCAAGGACAUGCUCACUGGUGAAUAUCUAAGCAAUGAAAUGGAAUUGGACGAUGCUGAGCUCAUGCCCAAUGGAUGUAUGGAGGACGUCGACCCCUACGAUGAGGAGGCCGAGGAGGCAACAGGCAAUGAAGGUGGAUCAUUUGAGAAGUUCUAUAGACAAUCAGCCAUUGUGAUAUGGAGUACUGCACGUACGGGCGUGUUCACAAUGGUCGCCUCUCUACAGUCAGCUUUGAACAUCUUUAAAAGGGAGGUGAAAAAGCUUGGCGGAAUUGAUGUCAAUCCACAGGCAACACUUGAUCAGUUCACCAAGAUGAUGGAGUCGCUGUUCAGACUGAGAGCCAAAUAUCCUGACGAUCUCACCUUGGUACUCACACUGCUGGCCACGAUCAAAGACGAUCGGUUCAUGCACAAGCUCUUGAAGCAGAUCUUGCAGAGAUAUUGUGAAUACUUCACUUUGAACCUCCACCAGGACCUCUUGCUCUCACUCCUUCGGCGUCCAUCAAUGACGCCCGAGGCAGCAACCGAAUUAGUCAAGCUUGCCCUUCACCAUUCUACAUUCGAGACGUCCAUGGCCAUGUUACUCGCCAUGCUGGCUGUGCCCAACCCUCCCGCCAACAACGCCACAAUGCUACCCGCGAUAGUCCAGCUGACCUCUGGCAAACUCAAGACGAUGCCACAAUGUGAUCAACUCAGGGAGUGCAUCACAAAGCAUGCCGUGUUUGAACAACAGCGUACAGCACUCAUGGCCCCAAUUGAUGCGAUGGUGUUCAAGGUCUGGCAACAAUCACUCGAUGUGAUGACCUUCACCCAGAAGAUCCAGGAGAUUGAUCGACUGCUUGUGAGCCUGGCCACAGGAGCCACUCUCCCCAACUACAUGUCCAUCGCCAAUCUGAAGACCACGUUCACGUCGUCAAUCCUAAAGAGCUCCACUGUACACUCCUACUAUACAAACAAUGUCUGGUCGACCAUCUUGCCCGCACUCCCGAUUCUGGAGCGCAUCAAGGCGGCCCAACCAGAAUGGAUUACACAGGACCCCAACUACAGCAAGAUGCUAUCAAUGCUGUUGAAGUAUCAACCGAAUUAUUUCGACGACAAUACGAAUGCCAACAACUUGAACAUGAUAUGGCGAGCACUUCACUCGGAUGGCACCGGACCACACAUGCCAGGGCUCAUCAGUAUGAUCACCCAGGCCAACUUCAUAUCGGCUAGCGCUCACAUCAUGCUGCUUGCUCCACAUCGCGUUUAUCGACUCGCCCCACUACUCCUUGUACUGGGACUACGUCGCGCGCAUCAACAUUGCGACGGCCUCAGUCCCGCCUCCCACGGGCCACGAGAUACGAGCCAACAUUUCAUGCCCAUGUGCCAACUGCCAGCAGUUCUCUCAGUUCUGUCGCUCACCAGUUAUCACAAUGUGUAUACACUCAGAGCCAAGGAGACUGAUCGACGUCAUAUCCUACAGCUUGUGAAUCAGUAUCGAAAUGUCUUGAGUUAUACUACCUCGACAACAGGCACACCCAGGACAUUGGAAGUGAGAAAGAUUACAUCCGCCAUCACACACCAGGCCGAGAGGGAGAAGCACACUACAGCCUGCAACAACUGUCACAGCAUACUACAACUCAGACCACCUGGCAGGUUCAGCGACGCCCUCACUGGCGUUGUGGCGAACACUCCAGCUCCAAUAGUAUAUCCUCACACCAGAGUCCAGCCCACCACUACCAUCACCAAGAUCAAUGCUACGGUCGCAGCCCCACAAGCCCCACAAGCACAACAAGCACAAGGACAGCCAGCAGCCCCACAAGCACCACAAGCACAAGGACAACCAGCACCAGUCCCAAAGCAAGAGGUCAUCAACGUGGAUUAG